AGACUAAUGUACCUAUUAGAUGUCCUGAUCAAUGGAUGUCAUAUGCUGGUCACUGUUACAUAAUUCACAGGGACCCCAAAAUAUGGAAAGAUGCCUUAACAUCUUGCAGGAAAGAGGAUGGGGAUCUGGCGAGCAUCCAUAAUGUUGAAGAGUACAGCUUUGUUAUUUCCCAGCUUGGGUACCAGCCAGCUGAUGAGCUGUGGAUUGGGUUGAAUGACCUCAAGGUUCAGAUGUAUUUUGAAUGGAGCGAUGGGACACCUGUCACCUACACCAAGUGGCUUCGUGGAGAACCCACUCAUGCAAACAACAGGCAAGAAGACUGUGUUGUUAUGAAAGGAAAGGAUGGAUUUUGGGCAGACCAUUCUUGUGAGAAGAAAAUUGGCUACAUCUGUAAAAGGAAACCUAUGUCAGAAGCUCCUACAGAAGAGGAAACUAUUGACAUGGGCUGCCAGAGAGGUUGGAAAAGAUAUGGUUUUUAUUGUUACUUCAUUGGAAAUACAUUUGUAUCAUUUUCUCAAGCAAAUCAAACCUGUGGAAGGCAUCAGGCCUUUUUAGCAACUGUUGAAGACAGAUAUGAACAAGCCUAUCUGACAAGCCUGGUUGGGCUAAGAUCAGAAAGAUACUUUUGGAUUGGACUUUCAGAUGUAGAAGACAAAGGAACAUUCAAGUGGGCUAAUGGUGAAUCUGUCUUAUUUACACACUGGAAUUCUGAAAUGCCUGGAAGAAAGCCAGGCUGUGUUGCCAUGAGGACUGGAAUUGCAGGUGGAUUAUGGGAUGUAAUAAAAUGUGAAGAAAAGGCAAAGUUCCUGUGCAAAGUGCGGGCAGAGGGAGUAACGCUUCCACCUGUUCCUACAACAACUCCUGUUCCCCGGUGUCCAGAAGGUUGGGACUCAAACAGUCGUAUUAGCUUCUGUUUCAAACCUUUUUCAAGAGGAGAGCAAAAGAAAACAUGGCUUGAAUCUCAAGAGUUUUGUCGAGCUGUAGGAGGAGAUCUGGCCUCUAUUAAUGGUAAAGAAGAACAGUAUGUGAUAUGGCGUUCUAUUGCGAACAAUGGCUAUUACCAUCAGCAUUUCUGGAUGGGCUUAUAUUACUUGAAUCCUGAUGAUGGCUUUGUUUGGAGUGAUGGAUCUCCAGUGAGGUAUGAAAACUGGGGCUUUGGAGAACCCAACAAUUACCAAGGAAUUGAACUUUGUGCAGAGAUCAGUGGUGAUUCCAGCAUGCUUUGGAAUGACAGGCACUGUGAUUAUCUAUAUGGAUGGAUUUGCCAGAUAAGAAAAGGGGCAAGUGUAAAGCCUGAACCAACAGAAUCUCCUGCACCCAAAUACAAGACUACUGAGGAUGGAUGGAUUAUACAUGAAGACAAACAAUAUUAUUUCAGCACAGAGAGUGUUCCUAUGGAAAAAGGUCGGGAGUUCUGCAAAAAGAACUUUGGAGACCUUGCUGUCAUUGAGAGUGAAAGUGAAAGAAAGUUCCUCUGGCGAUAUAUCUUGAAAAAUGGCAAAGAGGAUUCAUACUUCAUUGGUUUACAACUGAGUGUUGACCAACGGACAAGCUGGAUGGAUGGCACUCCAGUGAAUUAUUUGGCAUGGGCACCACACGAACCGAACUUUGCAAAUAAUGAUGAAAACUGUGUAGUUAUGUAUAAGAAUUUAGGAUUUUGGAAUGAUAUAAACUGUGGUUAUCCAAAUCCCUACAUAUGUGAAAGGCACAACAGUUCCAUUAAUUCAACUAUUCCUCCAACAACAUUUUCAACUCCAAGAGGAUGUCAUCCAACUUGGCUUUCCUUUCAUAAUAAGUGUUACAAAAUAUUUGGAUCUGCAGAAGAUGAACGUGUCACUUGGCAUGCUGCACGAACAGCUUGCAUGAAUUUAGGAGGAAACCUGGCCACUAUCCCUAAUGAACAAGUGCAAGCUUUCCUCACCUUCCAUAUGAAAGAUUUUGUUACUGAUACAUGGAUUGGAUUAAAUGAUAUAAAUCAUGAACUGAGGUUCCUCUGGACAGAUGGAACAGGAGUUUACUUUACAAACUGGGCCAAAGGCUUUCCAUCAGGACAUGUAGAUUUAUACUCAUAUGAUGGCCAGGCUGAUUGUGUUGUCAUGAGAAACAAUCCUGUUAAGGAAGCAGGGAAGUGGGCUGAUGAGAGUUGUGAUAACAACAGAGGAUAUAUAUGCCAAAUUAAUGCAGAUGCUGAGUUUCUGCCUUCUACAAGUUCAUCCCCAUCCAGCAUUAUCCGUUAUGGUAACAGUAGUUAUUUGUUCAUCCAUACGAAGAUGAAAUGGGAGGAUGCACGAAAAAACUGCAAACGUGAUCAAUUUGACCUUUCCAGUGUCUUAGACCCCUACAGUCAUUCGUUCCUGUGGCUAAAGAUAUUAAAGUAUGGGGUGCCUAUGUGGAUUGGUCUUAACAGUAAUGUGACCAAUGGGCGUUAUGAAUGGAUUGAUAACUGGAGAAUGAAGUAUACCAAAUGGGCUGAAGGGGAGCCAAAGCAGAAAAUAGGCUGUGUCUAUCUAGAUGUUGCUGGAGCCUGGAAGACAGGAUCCUGCAAUGAAAGUUACUUCUCUGUUUGCAAAAAACCUGAUGUUCAAGCUCCCACUGAGCCCCCUCAGCUCCCAGGAAAGUGCCCUGAAUCAGAAGGACACAAGUCUUGGAUCCCUUUCCGAGGUCAUUGCUACUACUUUGAAUCAUCAUCUACAAGAAACUGGGCCCAGGCAUCUUUAGAAUGUCUUCGACUAGGUGCCUCUUUGGUAUCAGUUGAAGACUCAGCUGAAGCCAACUUUCUGGCAUACACCAUUGAACCACUUGAAGGGAAAACAUCAACUUUUUGGACAGGAAUGUACAGAAAUGUGGAUGGAGAAUGGCUGUGGCUAGACAACACUGCAGUGAAUUUUGUCAACUGGAAUGUAGGAGAACCUUCCCCUCAACAAAACGAGCACUGCGUUGAAAUGUAUGCAAACUCUGGGUACUGGAAUAAUAUCUAUUGCUCUUCCUACAAAGGCUAUGUUUGUAAAAAGCCAAAAAUAACUGAAAUGCCACCUGCAGCUGAAAUGCCACCAGCUGAAAUGCCUACAAAGGCAAUGACAAAGGAUGAGAAGGCUCCUACUCUGAACCACGGUAAAACGGGAGUUGUAGUUAUUGUUGUCAUCCUCAUCCUAGUUGGAAGUGGCCUUGCAGGCUAUCUCUUCUACAAAAGAAGAAAGAAUCGCUUGUCAACAAAUGAUAGCUUUGAGAACAAUUUGUAUUUUAAUAGUGAUGCAGUUCCUGGAACUAGUGACACAAAGGAUCUUGUGACCAACAUAGAACGGAAUGAACAUGCGACACUGUAAUGUAACAAAAUGAAAUGUAAUGUAAUAUGUAAUGUAAAAUGUAAUGUAAUAAAAUAAAAUGUGCCUUGUUUUAAUAAAAUUAUGCAAUUAGAAUUAAGCCAAAGCUAUUUUCUCAUGUGC
This is a messenger RNA of Balearica regulorum gibbericeps (East African grey crowned-crane), 3443 nucleotides long. The record is from RefSeq and is a predicted model, not a curated record. Lineage: Eukaryota; Metazoa; Chordata; Aves; Gruiformes; Gruidae.